Messenger RNA from Oldenlandia corymbosa var. corymbosa, 3029 nucleotides. Lineage: Eukaryota; Viridiplantae; Streptophyta; Magnoliopsida; Gentianales; Rubiaceae. The record is from the annotation of a GenBank genome assembly.
AUGGAAAUUCUAGGACUGUGCCCUCCGUCACUGAUGCCACCGCCCUUUCUGCCACCGUCGACCACCAGAAAGCUCUACAGACUCAACGCCGUCACCGGCGGCUCCAACACUACUGGCGGCGUCACCAGUAGCUUCUCCGUCACUAGCCGCUGGGCCGAGCGGCUCCUAUCCGACUUCCAGUUCCUGCCGUCCACCGCCGCCACUACGACAGCCGACCCUCCCGAAAACCUCAAUUUCAUUAACUCCGGUAAUAAUGGUCCAUUCAAUCCUCCGGUGGCUAAAGUACCAGAGCGCGCCGUGGAAAUGCCGAUUGAUUUUUACCGAAUUCUUGGCGCCGAGGCUCAUUUCCUUGGCGAUGGUAUUAAGAGAGCUUAUGAAGCCAAGCUCAGGAAGCCGCCGCAAUAUGGUUAUAGCGAAGAUGCCCUUGUCAGCCGAAGCUUGAUUCUUCAAGCCGCUUCUGAAACUCUGGCCAAUGCUACCUCUCGGCGGGAGUAUAAUCAGGGUCUUGCUGAGUAUGAAUAUGGUACCAUUGUCACUGAAGUUCCAUGGGAUAAGGUUCCUGGGGCAUUGUGCGUAUUGCAAGAGGCAGGGGAGGCCGAAUUGGUUCUUCAAAUUGGGGAAAGGCUUCUAAAAGAGAGGCUACACAAAUCAUUCAAACAAGAUGUAGUGCUGGCAAUGGCCCUUGCGUAUGUUGAUAAAUCAAGGGAUGCUAUGGCACUGACACCUCCGGAUUUUAUUGAAGGCUCGGAAUUGCUUGGGAGGGCUCUGAAAUUGCUACAGGAAGAAGGUGCAACUGGCCUUGCACCUGACUUGCAAGCUCAGAUUGAUGAAACCCUUGAAGAAAUCAACCCACUUUGUGUACUGGAACUACUAUCUUUACCACUCGAUGAGGAUUUCCGCUCAAGAAGGGCUGAAGGUCUUCAAGGUGUCCGUAAUAUUUUGUGGUCUGUUGGAGUAGGGGGUGCUGCUGCCAUUUCUGGUGGAUUUACUCGUGAAGAUUUCAUGAAUGAAGCAUUCCUACGUAUGACUGCAGCAGAACAGGUUGAUCUAUUUGCUGCCAAGCCAAGUAAUAUUCCUGCUGAAAGUUUUGAGGUCUAUGGAGUGGCAAUUGCACUUGUUGCUCUGGCAUUGGUGGGUAAAAAGCCUCAUCUUAUCAAGGAUGCCGAUGACCUUUUCCAGAAACUUCAGCAGUCUAUGGUUGCCGCACAAUCUAUUUACCCUGUUAGGGAUGCAUCUGAAACAGAUUUCGCUGUAGAAAGGGGUCUUUGUUCUCUUCUUGUUGGAGAUAUUGAUGAAUGCCGCACUUUGUUAGGCUUGGACUCUGAGAGUUCCAUUUACAGGGAUCCAUCUAUUGUGGAUUUUGUCGUUGAACACUCUAGAGAUGAUGAAGAAGACUAUGUACUCCCUGGGCUUUGCAAGCUUUUGGAAACAUGGUUGAUGAAAGUUGUGUUUCCCAGAUUUAGGGACACUCAGGACAUACAAUUCAAGCUUGGAGAUUAUUAUGAUGAUCCUAAAGUUCUGAGGUAUUUAGAAAGAUUUGAGGGUGGUAGAGCUUCUCCUUUGGCUGCUGCAGCAGCUAUAGCAAGAAUUGGGGCAGAAGCUACAGCUGUGAUUGACAGUGUAAAAAUGAGUGCACUUCAGGCUUUACAAAAGGUAUUCCCUCUUGGAUCCAGCGAAAGGAUUGCAAAAGUAGAUGAGGAAUAUGACAUUAUAAAUUCUGAGGGAUACGCUGAACAUGAAGUGCCUUCAAGUCCUAGAGAUUUGGAUGAUUCUGCCUAUAAUGGAAUUCCUAUUACUGAUAGACAAGUUUCCAGUGAAUUACAAGAACAGGAAUUGAUCACGCAGAAAAUAAAAGAGGCAAGUGUGAAGAUUAUGUGUGCUGGAGUUGCAGUAGGAUUGAUAACAUUGUGUGGUCUGAAGUUUAUACCAUUUCGAAAUAACUCACGCACUCUUAAGUAUGUUGAUCCAGCUACGGGGUCUGAUGUAUUCAAUGUAGGGGAAUCAGUAGAUGAAAAUCCUGCGGAAGUAUCAAAAAUGGAUGCAAGGUUGGCUGAACAUCUUGUUCGCAAGUGGCAGGAUAUCAAGUCCCAAGCUCUUGGUCCUGAUCAUUGUCUUCAGAAAUUACCUGAGGUUAGAAUGUGCUAUCGUCUGAAGUUUCAAUUUGAUAUGAUAUAAUACUUGGGUUUAGUAGCAAUACAUUUAUAUACUGUUCACUCUCUCUCAUUGUAAGGCCUUUUAGAAGGUUGAAAAGAAGUUAUAAUACGUCUAAAGAACCAUUCCAGCUUAUCUUUCCUGAAAUAACUGUAUGGCUGGAGUUGAUUGUAUUUAUGUAUCUCUGAUUUCAUUGCCUUUAAUCAUAAUAAUGACAUACCAGGUUUUGGAUGGAAAAAUGCUGAAAAUUUGGUCAGACCGAGGAGCAGAAAUCACCCAACAGGGCUGGUAUUGGAAGUAUACUUUAUUGAACCUUACCAUCGACAGUGUGACAGUUUCUGUUGAUGGCCAACGUGCUAUUGUGGAAGCAACACUGGAGGAAUCAGCUCAACUAACGGACGUGGCCCAUCCCGAACACAAUGACUCUUAUAAUACAGUUUACACGACGAGGUAUGAGAUGUCAUGGGGUAAAUCUGGAUGGAAAAUCACUGAAGGCGCUGUCCUGAAAGCGUGAUCAGAAUCGUAUAUAGUGGUGAGAUUCUGUAUGUAGUAGAUGUUAUGAUGAAUGAGAUUGUCCUUUUGUCAUUUGGGCUUCGACACUGUCUUGCUUGAUUAUCAAAAAAAUUUGAAAUAAUGUAUAAGCUCAAACACUGCUAGAUUGUAGAGAUUCGGUUGAUAAUCUGCAAAAUCCUCCCUUUUUGGCUGAAUACGGUGUAUGGAGUUCACUUCUAUUCAAUAGAGUUGAUGAAAAUUGCUUUGAUCUUGUCUCGUUGACCUCGUGUAUCAUGUUUGUGUAUCUUGAUUGUGGACUAAUAUGGCGGACACGCAUUGUUUAUCUUGUGUUUUUCAGUUUAAUAAUUGAAACUUUUGUAGAGUUG